CUUUUUUCCCUUGCCGCCCCGUUCUUUCUAUUGCCUUUGCUUACACAAUUCAAUUCCCCUUGUACCUUCUUCCAGCCAGCCCGUUCUUCUCGUCAGUCCCGUCAUCUCGUCACCAUCAACAACCUUACCUUUACUCUCUCCACGUUCACCUUCUUCUACCGUUUCGACGAUUUUCGAACGGUCCUGGCGAAGCCGUUUCAUACUCGAGUUUAUCACAUCGCCGCCGCCAAUAGUAAUUCUUGACGAGCAGCUGGUGUUGCUUCAAUUGUACCUGCUCCAUUCACUUCGACUCUGUACCAUAUACGCUUAAUCAGACGCCUCUCGCUUCUCUCGACUCCUACUUGGACUCGUUCAGUUUCCCCAAUCUGGCUGGCAUCGAGGGGCCGAUCGGGCGCUUGCCCGCGACUUCAUCAUGACCACAACAACAACCUCUGACGGCCACCUUGAUCCGCAGGCCCUCAGUGCUACUCAAAGAUCGCGAUGGGCCACACAAAGAAAAAGCGUCAACAGUAGCAACAACAAACGCAAUUCUCUACUCGAACGUAUGGGACAUAAGAAGACAGGUUCCAAUGAGAAGAACCCCCCCUCCGACGGAUCCGACCCUCACGGUGACGAUGGCCAACCGCCCCAAGCGAACCCCGAAGACCUGAAUGGUGGUGAGGAGGACGAGGAUCACGAGAACCGCACCUUGUUCUUUAACCAGCCCCUGCCUGAAGAGCUUUUGGAUGAAAACGGCCAUCCCACUCAAGUCUUCACGCGAAAUAAAAUCCGAACAGCCAAAUAUACGCCUCUAUCAUUCGUUCCUAAAAACUUGUGGUUUCAAUUCCAUAAUGUUGCUAAUAUAUUUUUCUUGUUCUUGGUUAUCCUGGUCAUCUUUCCAAUUUUUGGUGGUGUCAAUCCAGGUCUCAACGCCGUUCCGUUGAUUUUCAUUAUUGCAGUGACUGCUAUCAAGGAUGCCAUUGAAGAUUACCGACGAACUAUUCUCGACAUCGAACUCAACAAUGCUCCUGUCCACCGAUUACGAAACUGGAACAACGUCAAUGUUAUGGAGGGCGACGUUUCCAUGUGGCGUCAAUUCAAGAAGGCCAACUCAAAAUUCUUCGGUUCUAUCUGGCGAGCAACUCAAUCUCUGUGGUCCAAGAAGGCGAAGGAGGAGAGGGCGAAGCGGAAGGCCGGCCCUGCGGAGGAUGAUGCGCCUCGGCCUUCAGUCGAGACACACCGAACUCGUCAGUCCAUGCGACAGUCCAUUGCAUCGCCUUUCACCGGUCGCGAGUCCUUCAUGUCCGCCCGAGAGGAUAUUCAGAUGACCCCUGUUCCAUCGCCUUCACCUCAGGCUACACCUGCACAAUUUGAGAUGCCUGACCAGCAAGAUGCCAAGCGCGCAGCAGCCUUAUCGCAGAUGAAGUCUGAUAUCAUCAACUACAACCAUCCCCCAUCCGGUGCUCGAUUUCAAAAGGAUACCUGGAAAAGUCUCGUCGUUGGCGAUUUCGUUCGUAUAUAUAAUGACGAAGAAUUGCCCGCUGAUGUCAUCAUUCUAUCUACCUCCGAUCCUGAUGGAGGCUGCUAUGUCGAAACCAAGAAUCUGGACGGCGAAACUAACCUGAAAGUCCGCCAGGCUUUACGUUGCGGCCGAGGUCUAAAGCAUGCUAGAGACUGCGAACGUGCAGAGUUUGUGAUUGAAAGUGAGGGACCGCAACCAAACCUCUACAAGUAUAACGGUGCCAUCAAGUGGAAGCAAAAUGUCCCCGGCUACCUCGACGACGAGCCCGAGGAUAUGACGGAACCUAUCACCAUCGACAACCUCCUCCUACGUGGAUGCAACCUCCGGAAUACCGAGUGGAUUGUUGGUGUAGUAAUUUAUACCGGACAUGACACCAAAAUCAUGAUGAACGCUGGUAUCACUCCUAGUAAGCGUGCUCGCAUUGCUCGAGAGAUGAACUUCAAUGUCGUGUGUAACUUCGGUAUCUUGCUUAUCAUGUGUUUGCUCGCCGCUAUAAUAAACGGUGUCGCAUGGGCAAAGACAGAUGCGUCUCUUCACUUCUUCGACUUCGGAUCCAUUGGCGGCAAACCAGCUAUGAGCGGAUUUAUCACUUUCUGGGCUGCCAUUAUUCUGUUCCAGAACUUGGUCCCUAUUUCGCUCUAUAUCACGCUGGAAAUUGUACGAACUUUACAGGCUAUCUUUAUUUACAGCGAUGUGGAGAUGUACUACGAACCGAUCGAUCAACCAUGUAUUCCCAAGUCAUGGAACAUUUCGGACGAUGUUGGCCAAAUCGAAUACAUCUUUUCCGACAAAACCGGUACUCUCACACAAAACGUCAUGGAGUUCAAGAAGGCAACGAUCAAUGGACAGCCAUACGGAGAAGCUUACACGGAGGCUCAGGCAGGAAUGCAGAAGCGACUUGGCAUCGAUGUUGAGAAGGAAGCAGAGAGGGCUCGCGCCGAGAUUGCUGACGCCAAGGUUCGGGCGCUUGCUGGUCUUCGUAAAAUCCACGACAACCCAUAUCUUCACGACGAGGCUUUGACAUUCAUUGCUCCUGACUUUGUUUCCGAUCUCGCUGGCGAGUCAGGCCCCGAGCAGCAGGCAGCCAAUGAGUAUUUCAUGCUCGCCCUGGCUCUCUGUCAUACUGUGAUGGCUGAGAAGGUUGAUGGUGACAAACCAAAAAUGAUUUUCAAGGCGCAAUCGCCAGAUGAAGAAGCCUUGGUUGCUACUGCUCGUGAUAUGGGUUUCACUGUUCUCGGAAGCUCUGGUGAAGGCAUCAAUCUGAACGUUAUGGGCCAGGACCGACAUUAUCAAAUCCUCAACACUCUUGAAUUCAACUCUAGUCGAAAGCGAAUGAGCUCAAUUGUCCGGAUGCCCGAUGGCCGCAUCGUUCUCUUCUGCAAAGGUGCAGAUAGUAUCAUCUACUCUCGCCUUAAACGAGGCGAACAGAAGGAGCUCAGAAAGACAACUGCCGAGCAUCUCGAAAUGUUUGCCCGCGAAGGUCUUCGAACACUUUGCAUUGCCCACAAGGAAGUUUCCGAGCAGGACUACCGAGCUUGGAAGAAAGAACACGAUGCAGCUGCUUCUGCCCUCGAAGAGCGGGAAGAGAAGCUGGAAUCCGUGGCCGAGCUGAUUGAACAAGAUCUCUACCUUAUUGGUGGUACCGCCAUCGAGGAUCGGUUGCAAGAUGGAGUUCCCGACACAAUUGCUCUCUUGGGUAAUGCUGGUAUCAAGCUUUGGGUUCUCACUGGCGACAAAGUUGAGACUGCUAUUAAUAUCGGCUUCUCUUGUAACCUUCUCAACAAUGACAUGGAAUUGAUUCACCUGAAGGUCGACGAGGACGAGACAGGCGAGAUCACUGACGAGACCUUCUUUGAUAUGGCAGAAAGACUAUUGGACGACAACCUUCAGACUUUUGGUAUUACUGGUAGCGACCAUGAUCUCGCGCUUGCCAAGAAGAACCACGAACCGCCUGCCCCAACCCACGGACUUGUCAUCGAUGGUUUCACACUCCGAUGGGUACUCAACGACCGCCUAAAGCAAAAGUUUCUUCUGCUUUGCAAGCAGUGCAAGUCGGUUCUCUGCUGUCGAGUCAGUCCUGCACAGAAGGCUGCCGUUGUGGCUAUGGUCAAGAACGGUCUCGAUGUCAUGACUCUUUCCAUUGGCGACGGUGCCAACGAUGUUGCCAUGAUUCAGGAAGCCGAUGUUGGUGUCGGUAUUGCUGGUGUUGAAGGCCGUCAAGCGGCCAUGUCUUCUGACUAUGCUAUUGCUCAAUUCCGAUUCCUUCAGAGACUGGUGCUCGUCCAUGGUCGAUGGUCAUACCGCCGUCUGGCAGAGAGUAUCAGCAAUUUCUUUUACAAGAACAUGGUCUGGACCUUCUCCAUUUUCUGGUACGAGAUCUAUUGUGAUAUGGAUAUGACCUAUCUCUUCGACUACACGUACAUUCUCAUGUUCAACCUCUUCUUCACUUCGGUCCCUGUCGCUAUUAUGGGUGUUCUGGAUCAGGACGUGUCUGACAAGGUAUCGUUGGCUGUUCCUCAGCUCUACCGACGAGGUAUCGAGCGACUGGAGUGGACCCAGCUCAAGUUCUGGCUCUACAUGAUUGAUGGUGUUUAUCAGUCCAUCAUGGUUUUCUUCAUUCCGUAUCUUCUGUUUAUGCCUGGCACCUUCUUGACUGGCAAUGGUCUUGGCGUAGAGGACCGCCUUCGAUUUGGCGCCUACGUUGCUCACCCCGCCGUCAUCACGAUCAACAUGUACAUUCUGAUCAACACCUAUCGUUGGGAUUGGCUGAUGGUGCUCAUUGUUGUCAUCUCUGAUGUAUUCAUUUUCUUCUGGACUGGAGUGUACACUUCCUUCACCUCGUCGGCGUUCUUCUAUGGUACUGCUGCACAGGUAUAUGGAGAGGCAACCUUCUGGGCAUGUUUCUUCCUUGUACCUGUUAUCUGUCUCUUCCCACGAUUUGCCAUCAAGGCUCUUCAGAAAGUGUACUGGCCUUACGAUGUUGAUAUCAUUCGUGAGCAGGAACGAAUGGGUAAAUUCGCACAUCUCUACCAGGCUGAAGAGACCAGUGAUCCUCUCACUGCAGACACCAAGAGUGACAAGUCCAAGUCAUCCAAGAGCUCAAGGAGGUCAAAGAAGAUGCCUAAGCACGUGGCCUAUGGCAGUGUCGAUGAGGAUCUACGACCCAUUUACCCUCCCUCAACAGCGACACGAACCACGACAUACAAUCAACACAGCCAAAAUGGCAGCGACUCGACCAAUUACACGGCGCAUCGCAUAUCGUUGGAUGUACCAAUGCAAGCCCGGCCAUCGAUUGACCGAGCGCGACCAUCAUACGACCGUAUGCGAGCCUCGAUGGACAGGGUGAGACCCAGCUUUGAAGCCAGCAACGACUUCACAUCAGCAGCGAGAUUAUCAAGGAUCGAGUCAAGUCAAUCGCAAGGAGGUCGAUUCCGCCCUCGACUUAGAGGACUUUCGUUGACUAAGAGUGCCAACAUAUAAUUCCGGCUCUCUGAAUCUCGCUGUACAUUAUGCUCAACUCGACUAUUGCUGACGACACGGCUCUGCGGACCCGCUGCCGAGUUUUGUUUCUCUCGACCUUUCCUUGCUUUUGAUAUCCCAGGCCUCAGACGGCCAGUGAUGCACUUACGAUCUGCAUGAGCGAUCUAUGAGUUGCUUUCCGCGGUCUUUGUAUGCUCAUGCGCUUUAGCACGCAACGAAAGCAACGAGGUCGAAUUGGUUUUUUUUUUAUUAUUUCAUUUUAUAAUACCCCCUAUGCUUCAACUGCAUUGAGCUAGGAGGUUUGCUUUUACACACGCAGGGCGUUAUAAAGGGGAAAUGCAAAAGGGGUUUUUGUUUUUUUUGUAUGAAUUGAUUCUUUGGUGGCUUCGGUACUAUCACUUUUAGUCUUCCUUCAUCUCCCAUGUUGUUUCACACUUUUCUUUUUAGCAUCUUUAGAGCUGGAAAGCAGCAAACCCAUUCUCUGACGAAGAUACAUUUCAUUAUUGCGCUGUCGAAGAGAGGGAGAAUAGCGAGAUGAGGAGACCGGUUGAUUGAUGCUGGGGAGGAUGUCACAGGUCAGAAAGCGAGCAUGAAGGAAAGAAAGAAAGAAUGAGUGGGAGAAGACAGCGGUGUCGAUGCUGUAAAUAAGAAGCGGUUAUAUAAUCAGGUUGUCAUCUCCUUUUGGAGACCAGAGACGAAAAUCAAUAAGACGAUAUGCAAAUUCAAUAUUAAGUCCGGGUCCCUUGAUGCUGGUG
Fusarium odoratissimum NRRL 54006 is the source of this 5736-nucleotide messenger RNA. RefSeq names its product phospholipid-translocating ATPase. Bases 413 to 4981 code for a protein of 1522 amino acids. Gene Ontology annotation, biological process: phospholipid translocation. Lineage: Eukaryota; Fungi; Ascomycota; Sordariomycetes; Hypocreales; Nectriaceae. The record is from RefSeq and is a predicted model, not a curated record. Gene Ontology annotation, cellular component: plasma membrane. The transcript is spliced from 3 exons. Gene Ontology annotation, molecular function: ATP hydrolysis activity; ATPase-coupled intramembrane lipid carrier activity; magnesium ion binding.